AUGAUAUUGUUGGAGAGUCAAAUGGAUCCAUGGCCAACAAAUUCCUAACAUCUAUGAUCCAUGGGCCAAUAAAAUGGUAUUGUUGGAAGUGCUCUAAUUAAUGCGCAAAAGAAAUUAGCUGGACUCGGAUCCCAUGAUGACAGAAAGCGACAGCCUCGGACGCACAAAGAUCCUGCUGACAUCGCUUUCGGCCACGAUCGCUGAGACCGCCACCUUCCCUAUAGACUUGACGAAGACGAGGCUCCAGCUCCACGGCGAGUCACUCUCUUCGACGCGCCCCACCAAUGCUGUCCGAGUUGUCUCGGAAAUUCUCCGACAACAGGGUCCUAUUGGCCUCUACAAGGGCCUCUCUCCUGCAAUUCUCAGACACCUCUUCUACACUCCCAUCAGAAUCAUUGCCUACGAGAAUCUGAGAAAUUUGGUUGUUGCAGAUGGCGUUGGUUCUCCAUCUCUCCCUACCAAAGCUCUCAUCGGAGGAAUAUCAGGUGUCAUUGCUCAGGUAGUGGCGAGCCCUGCUGAUCUAGUUAAGGUGCGGAUGCAAGCAGAUGGCCGUAUGAUGAACCAAGGUCUGCAACCCAGGUAUUCUGGAAUACUAGAUGCUUUAAACAAGAUUGUUUGCGCAGAAGGCUUUGGGGGGCUAUGGAAAGGAGUUAUCCCAAAUGUCCAGAGAGCAUUUUUGGUGAACAUGGGAGAAUUAGCUUGCUACGACCAUGCGAAACAAAUUGUUAUCCAAAAUCGAAUUGCUGAUGAUAACAUCUUUGCCCAUACAUUAGCCUCCACCAUGUCUGGUCUUUCAGCUACCUCAUUGAGUUGUCCAGCUGAUGUGGUUAAGACAAGAAUGAUGAAUCAGGCAACAAAAGAGAGGAGUGAGAUUAUGUAUAAGAAUUCUUAUGACUGCUUGGUGAAGACCGUUAAAAUAGAAGGAUUAGGAGCGCUAUGGAAGGGGUUUUUUCCUACAUGGGCAAGGCUUGGUCCCUGGCAGUUUGUAUUCUGGGUCUCCUAUGAGAAGUUUCGGCAAGUUGCAGGGCUCUCUUCCUUCUGAUGAAAUUCUCACCGACCACAGAAUUGAAAUUCUCAUGGACCAAAAAAUCAAAACCAUCUGAAGUUGUUCCUCGGUGAAGGCCACUGCAAUUUUUUUCAGUGAAUGCGAUUAUAUUCGGUUAUGCCGUUUUUCUUAAUAAAUGAAAGUAUUUUUCAAUAGGAGCUUCUAUCUCCUGUGAAAAAUUAUCAUCAUGGAUCUGUCCAUGUUAAUAUCUCUUCCAUUCUCCCUGGGUAUUCUGCUUCAAAUCUGGUAAGCCUCUCAAUUGCAAGUGUUACUCUUUCAUUUGCUAAUAUAUUUUUCUAUUUUCUUGUGUGGAUA
Molecule: messenger RNA, 1360 nt
Organism: Tripterygium wilfordii
Lineage: Eukaryota; Viridiplantae; Streptophyta; Magnoliopsida; Celastrales; Celastraceae
Product: mitochondrial uncoupling protein 3
Exons: 2
Coding region: 134-1042 (302 amino acids)
Biological process (GO): transmembrane transport; response to cold
Source: RefSeq, a predicted model, not a curated record